UAUUUUAUUUUAUUUUUUAAACGGGCGGCGAUGAGAAGCUGCCAAAUCUGGAAACCAAUCGUGUUUUUACGCUCGUGGCCAUGCAGGUAAAGCGCUCCGCCAUGCCAUCUUAAAUAAAAGUGCAGAAAGAAGUCAUUAUUUGGCUCUACUUUUCGCCGCUGAGCGGAGAGGCUGCUCCCGAAACCGAAGCGGCUGUUCGGGCACARAAGUCGCCACAAUGAGCUCCGAGCACCAGAGCGGCAGCGAGGACGCCGACGAGUCCCAGGACAGGCCCGACAACACCGGCACCGUCUCCGAUAAGGAUGAAGACCCUGAUAUCGACGAGUCGGACGAGGAAGAUGACAAUGCGAGGAGGGUUUCUUCACUACCACCGGGAAGCAGCGAGGACCAGCCGGAGCACAGUGCAGGGUCUCCCGCCGCGGAAAAACUAGAACCCCGCUGCUCAGCGGCCGAUAAGCCGCAGAGUGGGAGCGGUGGAAGCCGGGGGGAUAGUCUGUUCUCCUGGCUGCGGAGCAGGACUACAAGACGAGGGCUGUUUGUGGACCCAGCUCGGGAUAACUUUAGGACAAUGACCAGUUUGUACAGCUCAAUGAACCCAGCUGUAGAGUCUGUCAAUCUGAGCACCCAGACCCAUGGAGCCGUGUUCAACCUGGAGUACUCCCCGGACGGGUCUGUGCUAACUGUGGCCUGUGAGCAGACCGAGGUCCUCCUGUUUGAUCCCGUUUCGUCCAGGCACAUCAGAACUCUAACCGAGGCCCAUGAAGACUGCGUCAACAAUAUAAGGUUUUUAGACAAUCGCUUGUUUGCCACCUGCUCCGAUGACACCACAAUCGCAUUAUGGGACCUGCGUAAGCUGAACUCAAAGGUGUGCUCGUUGCACGGCCACGCCAGCUGGGUGAAGAACAUCGAGUACGACACCAACACUCGGCUCCUGGUUACAUCUGGCUUUGACGGCAACGUCAUCACGUGGGACACUAACAGAUUUACGGAGGAUGGCUGCCCGCACAAGAAGUUCUUCCACACUCGCUACCUGAUGAGGAUGCGCUUGACGCCCGACUGUUCCAAGAUGCUCAUCUCCACUUCCUCGGGGUAUCUGCUCAUCCUGCAUGACCUGGACCUCACACAGUCCCUUGAAGUGGGCAGCUACCGUAUGCUGCGAGCGCGACGGACGCCCCUCAGCUCAGAUUGAGGCACGUCGGCGUCCAGGUCRUCAGCGACUUCUCGACACGGAAACGACUCCAGCAAGAUUCAUCCUCACAGAGAAGGCCUUUCUCCACGGAACAGUCUGGAGGUUUUAACGCCUGAAAUCCCCGGAGAGAAGGACCGAGGAAACUGCAUUACGUCGCUGCAGCUCCACCCCAAAGGCUGGGCCACGCUCAUCCGCUGCUCYAGCAACAUGGACGACCAGGAGUGGACGUGCGUGUACGAGUUCCAAGAGGGAGCGCCCACUCGGCCACUGGUCUCCCCCCGCUGCUCCCUCCGUCUCACCCACUACAUCGAGGAGGCCAACGUGGGCCGGGGCUACAUUAAAGAGCUGUGCUUCAGUCCCGACGGGCGGCUCAUCUGCUCCCCCUACGGCUACGGCGUGCGCCUGCUGGCUUUCAACGAGCGCUGCGGCGAGCUGGCCGACUGCCUGCCGGUUCAGACCAGCUGCCUGCGGGAGAUCCGCUCCAUCUACUCGCACAGCGACGUGGUGCUCACCACCAAGUUCUCCCCGACGCACUGCCAGCUGGCCUCGGGCUGCCUCAGUGGGCGCGUGGCCCUUUACCAACCCAAGUUUUAACGUCUCGUGCGGUCAAAGAACCGAGCUCUGCAGACCUGGGUGAAGAAGCAUUUUAACGCGAGGGGAAAAAGUCUGAAGCAUCUUUAUAAGCAAAUUUCUGCAGCGUUCUAAUGUUCWUGCAAUGAUAUAUUCUCUUAUUUCAGGCUACCAUCUGUGCAGAUGCAGGUAUUUAUCAUUAAAGUAAAAGUUAUUCUAAAGACUUUUAACAGAUGUACUGUAGCUGAAAGCAAACACUCCUGUGCUGAAACCUUAGCCUUUGGUUUCAGGUGCUCAGUGGACUUCUUCAUAUGCAGAUAUUUUCAAUAAUAAGUGCUUCAGUUACCUUUUAAUAAGCUUGUAUUCUUCUGAGCCAUGCUUCGUAUCUAGACCCAGGUCUGCAGCUGUUAGUGGACCGCUUGUUUAGGUGCUAGCUGUUAUCAGACAGCCACUGACAGGAAGUGGGCGGGGUUAAUUAAAGACUUCAGCUCAGGGGCUGCCUGCCAGGAUGCAGCAGUGGACAGACGCAGCCUCCCGGAGUUGACGGGGAAAUAAAAACCUUCCAGAAGCGCUCUAAGAUGUUGAUUGUUCUGUAGGCUUCUGUCCAGACUGAUAAAGAAGACUCUGAUUCUUGAUGCAGCAUAAUAGUUGGGCCACAACUUUUUUUCCCUUUUUUUUCCCCCACACAGCAGAAAACUUGUGACUUUUUCAUUUGAGACUCUGCACAUCCUGGUGUCACCGUCUCAGGA
Molecule: messenger RNA, 2508 nt
Organism: Austrofundulus limnaeus
Lineage: Eukaryota; Metazoa; Chordata; Actinopteri; Cyprinodontiformes; Rivulidae
Gene: wdr32
Product: WD repeat domain 32
Cellular component (GO): Cul4-RING E3 ubiquitin ligase complex
Molecular function (GO): protein binding
Source: RefSeq, a predicted model, not a curated record